AUGCGUCAACAAAUCAUCUCUCUGGAACUAACACAAGCAGAACCGGAAUGGUUAGAUCUUGAGAAGGCUGUGGAUAAGACCUGCCGUCUUAUAGUUGAAGCAGCUACGAAUGGAGCAAAGCUCAUUACUUUCCCCGAAUGCUGGAUACCUGGGUGUCGCCCUGUUGAUUUCGAACCGUCUAUAAUAUACAUCAAAAACUCGUUGCAAAUCAACUCUCCUCAGAUGGCCCAAAUUUGUGCUUGUGUAGCUGAAAACAACAUCAAUGUGUCAGUUGGAUUCUCGGAAAAUGACAACAAUUCUAUAUACAUUUCUCAGGUCAUCAUAAGGAACGAUGGCAGAAUUACAAUGGCAAGAAGAAAAUUAAAGCCUACGCACAUGGAGAGGACUGUAUUUGGAGAUGCAUCCGGCAAUUGCCUGAAGAAUGUAGCAGAAGUUCCAGGCAUUGGUAGGUUUGGUGCUCUGGCAUGCUGGGAGCUUGCUCAAUCACUAUUAAAGUAUAAUACAAUACCUCGGAAAGAAGAUUUUCAUGUGGCUGCUUGGCCACCCGUUUUCGAACACGACGGAGGUCCAGGGUUAUGGUCAAUGUCUAAGGAAGCAUUCAUAGAUGUCGGUGAUCAUUAUAGUCGCCCGGAUAUGCUAUGGCUUGGCACCGAUGAUAGAGAAAAGAAAAAUUCUCGGACUCAGGAAGAAUGA
This is a messenger RNA of Botrytis fragariae, 693 nucleotides long. Its product is annotated as putative cyanide hydratase protein. NCBI's taxonomy places the organism in Eukaryota, Fungi, Ascomycota, Leotiomycetes, Helotiales, Sclerotiniaceae. The record is from RefSeq and is a predicted model, not a curated record. The transcript has 4 exons. Gene Ontology annotation, molecular function: catalytic activity. The coding region runs from base 1 to 693 and encodes 230 amino acids.